Molecule: messenger RNA, 6859 nt
Organism: Osmerus eperlanus (European smelt)
Lineage: Eukaryota; Metazoa; Chordata; Actinopteri; Osmeriformes; Osmeridae
Gene: nup205
Product: nucleoporin 205
Exons: 41
Coding region: 107-6091 (1994 amino acids)
Biological process (GO): nuclear pore organization
Cellular component (GO): nuclear pore; nuclear pore inner ring
Molecular function (GO): structural constituent of nuclear pore
Source: RefSeq, a predicted model, not a curated record
ACAACCAAAAAGCAGUCGUGACCCAAAUAUAUUUUUAAGAAUAUAAUUUUGCUCCGGCUCUCAUAGGGGUCCAUCGAACCAGGAUCUCCCAAAGAUUGAGUUUAUCAUGGCGGUCCAGAUGGCGGUAAAUUCAGGAGCCAGUCUGUGGGGCCCGCUGAAGGAGCUAUGGGAGACCGUGGAGGGAGCGGUGUGGAGGCGGCAGCCGGAGAGCGUGCACCUCCUGGACUUACAACUGAAGAAACACAAACCCCAUUUCCUCUCACUCUUCAAGAACCCGCCAAAAAGUGCGGAGCAGAGGGAGAAGGUGAGGAAGGCCAGCACGGAGGGCAUCUCCAUCCAGGGCCAGCAGGGAUCACGGCUGCUGCCAGAACAGCUCCUGACCGAGGCCUUCAUCCUCAGCGACCUGUUCGACAUCGGAGAGCUGGCUGCUCUAGAACUGCUGCUGGCAGGUGAGCACCAGCAGCCGUACUUCCCCGGUGUGACCCGGGGCCUGGUGGCUGUGCUGCUCUACUGGGACGGCAAGCUGUGUGUGGCCAACUCCCUCCGGUCCCUCAUCCAAUCACGCCACGGCAAGACCUUCACCCUGGAGCUGAGUGCAGAGCUGGUGACCAUCACCACCAGGUUCACCGACGAGCUGAUGAGCCAGGGCCUGGCCAGGCGCAUCCUGGUGCUGGUGUCUGAGAUCAGCGUCACCCGGGAGUUUGAGCGCCUGCAGAAGGAGAGAGGCCUGGGGAACGAGAAACACAGGAAGGAGGUCUCUGACCUCAUCCGAGAGUGCCGACAGGCCCUGGCCGACUCCCUGUUCUCCUGGACUUGCCAAUCACCUUUAAGUAAAGACGACACCCUGGCCCUGAUUGGCCACCUGGAGACGGUGACUGCAGAAGCCGACGGCUCAUUGGACAGCGUGAACCUGGCCCUGGUCAUGGGUCUGCUCUACUGUUUAGACGUCAGCUUCCUAGAACCGGGGAACGAGGAUAGAGAAGACCUGCUGCAGGCCCUGCCCCUGCUGACUGAGAAACAUUACGUGUCGGCCGUCCACGCCCGGCUGGUGGAGGGCCAGCCCUGGAAGGUUCCGGGGCUGCAGGCGGUGUGCCGGCUGGCCUGGGCCCUGGCCCUCAGAGCCCUCUCCCAGCUACCACAGGGCGCCGCCCUGGUGGAGUUCACGGAGGCGGACGAGGCCCUGAGCGACCAGGCGCUGCUCGGCGGCGUAUUCCUGUUCAUGACAGAGGGCAUGCUGGGAUGCGAGGGCUUCUCCCAGGAGGAGUUCUACACACGGAGGCUCCACUCGCUCAUCACAGACUUCCUGGCCCUCAUGCCCAUGAAGGUGAAGCAGCUGCGUAACCGUGCCGACGAGGAUGCUCGUCUGAUCCACAUGUCUCUCCAGGUGGGCAGCGAGCCUCCAUCCUCCCUACGCAAAGACCUGGACCACCUGAUGAACCUGAUAGGAGAGUUCUACGGUAAAGACCCGUUUGGCCUGGAGCUGGCUCUGGAGUUCUGGAACCCCACAGAAUCCCUCCAGCACACCAGCAUGCAGGGCUCCUACCUGGGCAUGGCCAUGCAGAGACCCCCCCACAAGCAGGUGGUGCUGUCUAAGUUUGUGCGUCAGAUGGGCGACCUGCUUCCUGCGACGCUGUACCUGCCGUACCUGUGCAUGCUGAGGGGGCUGGCUAACGGGGCCCAGUGUUCUCACUACUGCUUCAGCCUGCUGAAGACCAACGGAGCGCCGCACGGAGAGAACAUGCAGGGCGUGGCGGGCAGCCCUGUGUCCUGGGAGCACUUCUUCCACUCCCUCAUGCUGUACCACGAGAGCCUCCGCCGAGACCUGCCCAGCGCCGACGCCACGCAGUACCGCCCGCCGCCACUGAGGGGCAUCACCCAGAGAGAGAUGGACGGCCUCACUGCCUUCCUGCAGCUCCUGGCCAACAUCAUCACCUGGAGUGAGAACGCGCGCCUGGCCCUGUGUGAGCACCCCCAGUGGACGCCGGUGGUAGUGAUGCUGGGCCUGCUGCAGUGCAGCGUCCCUCCCGUCCUCAAGGCCCACCUGCUGCGCUGCCUCGCCGCCUUCGCCAAGUCGCCCGAGAUCGCUGCCUCGCUGUGGCAGUCGCUCGAGUACACACAGAUCCUCCAGACUGUUCGAGCUCCAGGACAAAGACAGGCCGCUGGAAUUGAGGUGGAGCUGAACGAGAUCGAGUCGAGCUGUGAAGAGUACCCUCUGACCCGGGCCUUCUGCCAGCUCAUCAGUUCAUUGGUGGAGAGCGCCCUGCCCGUCAACCUGGGGGCGGGGUUCCGCGCCCCAGGGUUCCAGCCGUACCUGACGUUCCUGAGAGAGGCCGUGUUCCUGCCCUUCCCCACCCGUGCCUACCGCCGCCCCGCUGAGAAGUGGGAGGUAGUGGAGGCGGUUCUGGAGGUGUUCCACAAGCUCCUGCGGGACUACGAGCCACAGGCGUCGGACUUCGUCCAGGAGACGGUGGAGCUGCAGGGGGAGCAGGUGGCGGCUCACAAGCCCCCCGGACACACGCUGCUGUUCCACCUGCUCAACGACUCCCCCACCCUGGCCCUCUGCCUUAGCCUGCUGGGGGAGGGGACACGCCUGCUCGACACCUACGCCCCCUUCCCUGGUAAGGCCCACCUGGAGGCGGCUGUGCUGCACUGCCUGGCCCUGCUGGAGCUAGCCCUGCACAAGCAGCUGCUGUUCAUGGAGCUCCUGCGGGAGAGCCAGGCCUCGCUGCUCGUCUGCCCACUGGAGGAGCUGCUGCAGGGGGUCAGCGCCCAGAGCCGCAAGGCCGACCACAUCGUCAACAUCGCCAGGUACCUGUACCACGGCAACACCAACCCAGAAGCAGCGUACCAGAGCGCCAAGAUCCUGCGACACAUCUCCCGCUACCCCAACAUCCAGGCCCGGCUGGUGGGGGACUUCACCCACGACCAGGCGGUGAGUGAGAAGCUGAUGGCUGGCUUUGUGGAGUGUCUGGACAACGAGGGAGCCGAGGAGGGCAUCGAGAAGGGAGAAGACUCGGACCCUGAGAAGAAGGUUGCUAGGCUCCGCCAUGAGACCCAGAGCCACAUCCUGAACCUGCUCAUCACCUCCCUGGAGCUGAAGAGCCCCAACCUGGCGCUCUACCUGCUAGGCUACCAGGUCAAGAAGCCAGCCUCCUCCACCAACCUUCAGGACCCUGGAGUGCUGGGCUGUCCACGCAGCUGUCUACACGCCAUCCUCAGUCUUCUCCAGAGAGGAAGUGAGAAACGCUCUGGUCCUGUCCUCACCUCUCAGGCCCCGCACCUAGCGGAGCUCUGCUACCAGGUGAUCUACCAGCUGUGUGCUUGCUCCGACACUUCUGGUCCCACCAUGCGUUACCUGAGGACCAGCCAGGACUUCCUGUUCUCCCACCUGCAGCACCUCCCGUUCAUCCUGCCAGGUGACCAGAUCGCUAGCCUGUCCCAGAUGUCCUGGCUGAUGAAGACAGCUGCCAUCGAGCUCAGAGUGACAUCACUGAACCGUCAGCGCUCACACACCCAGCGCCUGGUCAACCUGCUGCUGGACGACCAGCCGCACACGCAGCACGGAGCUGAUGGGGAGAUGGGCAUGGAGGAGGAGACCAGAUCAGUCAGUGGUUUCCUGCACUUUGACACCGUGUGUAAAGUGCGCCGGAAGCUGCUGAGUGUGCUGGACGCCAUCGACUUCAGCCAGGACGCCCCUGAGCUGCUUCAGCUGGACUUCUUCGAGCGCGCUCAGAUCGAGCAGGUCAUCGCCAACUGUGAGCACGUCAACGAGCACGGACACGCCGUCUGCAACGUCAAGCUUCUCCAUCGCGUGCUGGUUGCCGAGGUCAACGCCCUCCAGGGAAUGGCCGCUAUUGGCCAGCGCCCCCUGCUGAUGGAGGAAGUGAACUCCAUCCUGCAGCAGGUGGUGGAGCGCAACCGCGUGCGGCGGAGCCUGAGCGCUAAGCGGCAGGCGCUGCAGUCGUGGCGCAGCCUGGUGGAGACGCUGCUGACCGCCUGCCCUGCAGACCUGGUGCCCGCUGAGGACCGCCAGCUCAUCAUCAGAGACCUGCUGCUGGACCUGCACGACAAGGUCCUAUCAGAAGACGCCGCCGGGGAGCUGAUGCCCAUCGUUGCCGGGGCCGUCUUCACCCUGACAGCCCACCUCAGCCAAUCGGUGCUGUCUGAGCAGCAGCAGGGGGCGGGGCUGGAGGGCGGGUCUUCGUCGGGAUUCGCCUCCAUCGCCAACUCUGCCCUCCACCUCAUCCUGCGGAAGCUGCUCAGCUUUAUACUCUGUACUGGUGGAGGUUUCCAGCGUCUGCGUGCUCACCUGUACGGCUCCCUGCUCUACUACCUCCAGAUCGCCCAGAAACCAGAGGAGCCAGACACACUACAGACAGCAGGCAGCUCCAUGUGGGAGCGUCUCACCGCUCCGGAGGACGGCUUCUCCAAGCUGCAGAGGGAGAACCUGGCCAUCGUCCACAGCUACGGCACCACGCUCAUGGAGGUGGUGUGUCGAGACGCCUGCGAUGGCCACGAGAUCGGCAGGAUGCUGGCUCUGGCUGUGCUGGACCGCGUGCUGUCUGUUGAGCGUCAGGGAGACUGGCUGGUGUUCCUGUGUAACAGCGGUUACCUGCGGGUGCUGGUGGAGAGCCUUCGCCAUGACGACCACGCCCUGCAGACCCUGCUGUGCCCCCAGCCCCCCCUGCUCAAGCCCCUCUACAUCUACGAGAGCAAGAUGGCUGUGCUGAUGCGGGUGGCCAGGACCGGCCCCGGGGCGGUGGAGCUGCUGCGCUGUGGCCUGGUCACCCAACUCAUGGAGUGUCAGGUGUUCGACAUGGUGCCUGACAGCGACACCCACAGGAUGUUUGUCCAGAGGGACUCGUCAGGGUUCAUCCCCAGCCCUGCUCACCGCUACAGACAGAUCCUGCUGCCGGCACUCAGGUUGUUCCAGGUCAUCCUCACCUCCACCACCACCCACCACCAGCAGGGGGCAGCACAGGUGCUCCAGUGGAUGAUAGUGCACGCUGACACCAUCCAGUCCCUGUUGAGGUGUCAGCGUCUCAGCAUGGGGACUCUGCAGGAGCUGGCUCUGCUCACAGGCAUCAUCAGCAAGACGGCCCUGCCCGGGGUGCUGGAGGUGGGUGGGGAGGGCAACAACGCGGCCCUCCUGGAGGCCCAGGGCCACGUGGGCCGGUUCCAGCGGCAGAGCCUGGCCCUGCUGGCCCGCCUGGCUGGCAGCGAGAGGGAGCAGCUGCUGAAGCAGGCGGAGACCGGCGCCCCCGGAGACCCCGCCGAGCGCCGCGAGGAUAUGGAGGUUGCCAUGCAACAGGUGUGCGCUAACAUCAUGGAGUACUGUCAGGCUCUGCUGCUGCAGAGUUCAGCUCAGGCCCAGUACAGCAUCUGUCUAUUCAGCCCCUCUGUCAGUGAGACCAGCAGCAGAGACCCAGCCCGGCCAGACCUGGUGCUGGCCCCGCCCCUCUCCAGGGUGCCCCCCCUGGGCCUGGUCAUGUUCCUGCUGAGGAACAGCGCUGCAGACUUCUUCUGCUACCAGCAGAGCCACAGACAGAACCUGGCCAAGCUGACCAGCCUGGAACAGCUGCCCCCAGAGGAGCUGAAGGAGCUGUGCCAGGCGCUGGUGGCAGGGUCUGGAGGGCUGGAGAAGAUCUCUUCGGUCCAGAGGAGUCUCCUGGCCAAGCGCAGGCUGGUCCAGCUCAUCAACAACAGAGCCAAGCUGCUCGCUCUCUGUUCCUACGUGAUUGAAACCUGUCUGUUUGUGCUGUGGCGCCACCUGGAGUAUUACCUGCUGUACUGCACCCCAACAGACCCCAAGGACUCCCUCCUGCCAGGGGGCGCCCCCUACAGAUCACGGCUGGCUGACGACUCGUUCGGUGGCCUGGGAGGGGGUGAGGGCCGUGGCCUCGGCCUGUCCAGGAUCAGCCAGCAGGACCUGGAGCAGCUGCAGAGUGACCUAGCGGCAGGCUUCAGCGAGACUCUGCAGAGGAAGCUGCUGGAGGUGGAGAGUGCGUACAGCCAGGUCCGCUCUCGCUACACCUUCAUCCAGGCCCUCAUCCGCAGGAUCCGGGGGCUGCUGCGCCAGCCCAAGAGAUGAGACACGCACACACAGCAAACAGUACACACUCUCUCACACACACACACACACAGCAAACAGUACACACUCUCUCACACACACACACACACAGCAAACAGUACACACUCUCUCACACACACACACACACAGCAAACAGUACACACUCUCUCACACACACACACACACACACAGCAAACAGUACACACUCUCUCACACACACACACACACAGCAAACAGUACACACUCUCUCACACACACACACACACAGCAAACAGUACACACUCUCUCACACACACACACACACAGCAAACAGUACACACUCUCUCACACACACACACACAGCAAACAGUACACACUCUCUCACACACACACACACAGCAAACAGUACACACUCUCUCACACGCAAACACUGACCAUAGCACACUCCUAAUGAACUGUGUCCACUGAGAGACAUUCUGUCUCCUGGAGGGCUUCACAGCUGCUCCACAGCCAGGCCUUGUCUGUCUGUCUGUCUGCUACCCAGGAUGUGGUGUGUCCUGUCUGUGUGUGUGUGUGUGUGUGAGGGGGGACGGGGGGGGCUGUGCUGUGGUCGUCACUCACAAGUCCAGGAGUGUUUCUCUACAUGGAAACAUUUUUCUUUUCGUGGAGAGCUGUACCUUACGCCAGGCUUUUCUAGAGAAAAGGACUUUGAUGUAUUUGUGAUAUUUUACAAAAAGAUGGGGGUUUGAUUAUUGCUUAUUCAAGUUUGUUUUUUUUAAUGGUGAAAAAUAAAGUAAUUUUCUAAUGUGA